Messenger RNA from Tripterygium wilfordii, 1172 nucleotides. RefSeq names its product mannan endo-1,4-beta-mannosidase 4-like. The record is from RefSeq and is a predicted model, not a curated record. Bases 111 to 1172 code for a protein of 353 amino acids. The transcript has 5 exons. NCBI's taxonomy places the organism in Eukaryota, Viridiplantae, Streptophyta, Magnoliopsida, Celastrales, Celastraceae. Gene Ontology annotation, molecular function: hydrolase activity, hydrolyzing O-glycosyl compounds.
UGGCUUUUCUUGUUCUCUUGUUACAGCAGGGAUUGAUCUGCCAGUCUCAACCCAACAUCGCCAGUUUUGUGAAAACAAAUGGUGUCAAUUUUGUGAAGGAAGGUAAGACCAUGUACUUGAAUGGCUUCAACGCGUACUGGAUGAUGAUGAUGGCAAGUGAUCCGUCCACCAGGACCAAGGUCUCCACCACCUUUCAACAAGCAUCGAAGGCUGGCAUGAAUGUUGCCAGAGCUUUUGCUUUCACCGAUGGUGGUUACAGUCCCCUUCAGUCUUCUCCUGGAGUGUACAAUGAAAACAUGUUCAAGGGAUUGGACUACGUGAUUGCAGAAGCUAAGAAAUAUGGGAUAUAUGUGAGACUGUGUAUGGUGAAUAACUGGAAAGCUCUUGGUGGCAAAGCACAAUAUGUUCAGUGGGCAAAGGAACGUGGACAGCAAGUGGGGGAGGAGGAUGAUUUUUUCACAAACGCAGUUGUCAAACAAUACUACAAAAACCAUGUCAAGACUGUGCUCACAAGAAUAAACACAAUAACUGGGGUGGCAUACAAAGAUGAUCCAACCAUCUUUGCUUGGGAGCUCAUGAAUGAACCCCGCAGCACCACUGACCUCUCCGGAAAGCAAGUUCAGAGUUGGGUGGAAGAAAUGGCGGCAUACUUGAAGUCCAUUGAUCAAAACCAUCUACUGGACAUAGGGUUAGAAGGAUUUUAUGGAGUUUCAAGGAACCAGGACAAUCCCAAUGGAUUUAUUUUUGGUACCGACUUCAUUUCCAACAAUCAAGUCAAACACAUCGAUUUUGCCACCAUUCACGUUUAUCCUGAAUCAUGGUUACCAAAUGCAACUCAGGAGGGUCGUAGUGCUUUUUUGUUUAAGUGGAUUCAGGACCAUAUCCAAGACACUGCGUCUAUGGUUAAGAAACCACUGGUGUUAGGGGAGUUUGGAAGAUCUUUAAAUUUAUACACAUUGCAGAAGAGGGAUGGCUAUUUUAGGAAGGUGUACAAUACAAUAUACAGAAGUGCCAGAAGUGGGGGCCCAUUGGUUGGUGGGCUUUUUUGGCAACUCAUGGCCCCAGGAAUGGAAAGCUGGGGCGAUGGCUAUCAAGUUGUCUUGGAAGAAAGCCCCACAACUGCAGCUAUCAUUGCCCACCAAUCUUUCCUGCUAUCAUCUUUAUCGCACUAA